Aspergillus candidus is the source of this 1020-nucleotide messenger RNA. Its product is annotated as 18S rRNA pseudouridine methyltransferase. The transcript is spliced from 3 exons. The record is from RefSeq and is a predicted model, not a curated record. Gene Ontology annotation, molecular function: rRNA binding; rRNA (pseudouridine) methyltransferase activity. Gene Ontology annotation, cellular component: nucleolus; small-subunit processome. The coding region runs from base 138 to 920 and encodes 260 amino acids. Gene Ontology annotation, biological process: rRNA base methylation. Lineage: Eukaryota; Fungi; Ascomycota; Eurotiomycetes; Eurotiales; Aspergillaceae.
UUCUCCGUCCUCUUCUUUCUCGUCCACCUUCAUUCCUCUCCUCGAUUCGAUCUUUUCAAUUCCUCCCCUCUUCGUCCCUAUAAAUCUUCUUGGCCGUUUCGUCAACACCACGCAUUGAACCACACGAGAAUAUCAUAAUGUCGGAUCCCGUCCAAAUAGCAGGGAAGCGCAAGAGAGCCAGGACGCAGUCUUGCCCACCCCCGGAGUUGCCCCAACUCGUCGCGGAGCAGCAUGUUCCGAUCUCCGCCCAUGACAAGGAUACCCAACGUCUGAUCGUCGUCCUCUCGCACGCCAGUUUGGAAACCUACCGGGCGUCCUCGGGGGGUCGUAAUGGAACCGCACGUGAUGAGAAGUAUUCUUUGCUCAACAGCGACGAGCACAUCGGUGUCAUGCGCAAAAUGAAUCGGGAUAUCAGUGAGGCGCGACCCGAUAUCACCCAUCAGUGCCUUCUCACCCUGCUCGAUUCCCCCGUCAACAAGGCCGGUAAACUACAGAUCUUCAUCCACACGGCCAAAGGUGUCCUCAUCGAGGUCAACCCCAGCGUUCGCAUCCCGCGAACCUUCAAGCGGUUCGCCGGUCUGAUGGUCCAGCUUCUGCACCGUCUCUCCAUCCGCUCCACCAACUCGCAGGAGAAGCUGCUCAAGGUCAUCAAAAACCCCAUCACCGAUCACCUGCCCCCCAACUGCCGGAAGGUGACGCUCAGUUACGAGGCGCCCGUUGUCCGGACCCGGGAUUACCUCGAGACCCUGGGAUCCAACGAGAGCGUGUGUAUCUUCGUCGGUGCCAUGGCCAAGGGCCACGACGAUUUCGCCGACUCCUUCAAGGACGACACCAUCAGUAUCAGCAACUACAGUCUGAGCGCAAGCGUUGCCUGCAGCAAAUUCUGCCAUGCCGCCGAGGAAGUGUGGGACAUCAUCUGAGCGGGCCUCAUCCGUCGCAUCGUCCCACGCUCUCCCCUCCGUCCCGUCCACCCCUUCCUCUCCGGACAGGAACGGCUUCGGUUUUCACGAUGUCACGAAU